CUCUCAUCUGUUGGUAUGGCUCAGGCUGCAUCAUCCAAAAGGACACGUGUUCUCUGUUUAUUACAGAGCAAAAGAAGGGAGGGGAAGAGUGAGCGAAUGAGGGAGGGUGGAACAGAGGUAGAGAGAUUCACACAGCAUAGCUCUCACUGGGUAGACAGCAUCGCUCCGAAACACACUCACGAGCAAACAAAAAGAGGCUUAAACACAUCAGAAUCCUUUAAGACGACAACAGAACACAGUCCUUCAGCAGAGAUGGGGCCUGGAUUGUUCUGGAACUUCCCAUCCAAGACUAGCUGCACGGUUCCACAGAGCCUGCUGCAGACAAUGUUGCUCUUCAGGAUGGCUGGCAUGAAGGAUCAGCAGUUCACUGAAGAGAAACCGCUACUGCCAGAAUCCAGGGGACAGGAAACAGAGAUGGCUAAAGGACAGUGUGUGCACGCUCUGCCCUGUGCUACGCCCUCCCCCCCCACGGCUCGCCCCUCAAAACCCUGGCAUGCCAUCGCCCGACACUGGCUCGGCCUGACGCGCCGUCGGACCAGCGGGUACUUCCCGGAAAACUGUGAGACCUUUGUGGCAGAAGGAGAUUGGAAGUGCAUUCAAGACAAGCUGUGUUUCAACACCUUCUUCCACAAUGAAGACAUGCAGGAGAUCACUAAGCAUUUUGUGGUGUGCCACGUAGAUGCCCCAGGCCAGCACAUUGGUGCCCCCCAGAUGCCACAAGGGUAUCAGUAUCCCACCAUGGAUCAGCUAGCUGGGAUGCUUCCUAGUGUGGUGCAACACUUCGGCUUCAAGAGCAUUGUUGGAAUUGGAGUGGGGGCUGGUGCCUACAUCCUAGCCAAAUUUGCGCUGAUUUUCCCUGAUCUUGUGGAGGGUCUGGUUCUACUCAACAUUGACCCCAAUGGUAAGGGAUGGAUCGACUGGGCCGCCACAAAAUUGUCAGGACUCACCAGUACUUUACCAGACACUGUCCUGGCCCACCUAUUCAGCCAGGAAGAGCUUAUGAGCAACACAGAAGUGGUCCAGACUUACCGCCAACAGAUCAACAACACCAUCAACCAAUUUAACCUACAGCUCUUCUGGAACAUGUACAACAGCCGCAGGGAUUUGGAAAUGAACCGCAGUGGCUCUGUGCUAAAUGCUAAGACCCUGAGGUGCCCAGUCAUGCUGGUCGUUGGUGACAAUGCUCCGGCUGAGGAAGGCGUGGUUGAGUGCAACUCUAAACUGGAUCCAACCAACACCACAUUCCUAAAGAUGGCCGAUUCAGGUGGAAUGCCUCAAAUUACACAGCCCGGAAAACUCACAGAGGCUUUCAAGUACUUCCUGCAGGGAAUGGGUUACAUUGCUUAUAUGAAGGAUCGGAGAAUGAGUGGGGGGCCAGUGCCUUCGGCCAGUAUGACCCGUCUUGCUCGCUCGCGAACGGCCUCUCUGACCAGCGCCGGCUCUGUGGAUGGUUCUCGCAACCGUGCAUGCACGCACUCAGAUAGCAGUGAGGCCGUCGGGCAGGUCAGCCACACCAUGGAAGUGUCCUGCUGAACCCUCUUGCACUGUCUCACACGCACACAUUUAGAGAGACGGGGCAUGGAAGGAGGGCGUGAGAAGAAUGGAGGUCUCAUAUUGCUUUCAUUCUUUCUUUCUCAGCCAUUUUCUAUGUCAUUUUCUCUCAGUUUUUCAGUGUUAGCCAUCUUAAAGGAAUAGUUGACUCAAAAAAAAAAAAAAAUUACCAUCAUUUACUCACCCAGAUGUCUUUAGAAACCCAUAUGACUUGAUUUCUUCUGUAGAACACAAAAUGAGAUGUAUAUAGUCCAAGCAGCUAUUUCCCAUAUAAUGAAAGUGAAUGGUGACCACAACUGAAUUUCAGUGGAUAACAACUUUUUUUUUUGUGAAUUAGCUUUAGAAGACCUGAAAUGUCAUGCACAGGUCAUGUAAACCACUUUUAUUAUACUUGAGCAUGACAGCACUUGGUCCCCAUCCACUUCCAUGGUAUGGAAGAGAGCAGCUUGGACGUUCUGCUGAACAUAUUUUGUGCUCCACAGAAGAAAUAAAGCAAUACAGGUUUAGAAGAACCUUAGUAUGAGGUUUUCUUUUCGAGCUGAACUAUUCCUUUACCCUGUAAAAUGAAGACUUGCUGUCCUUUUCCCCUUCAAAACAGUGUUUAGUUUCCCCCCAACUUUGUAACGCGGUUACUUAACGCUCUACGUGUCAGUAUUCUGCACCCUUUGCUCGCUGCCUCUGGCCUUCACCUCCUCCUAAGACAAAACUACAAGUCCCAUCAGCCCCUGCUCUCACUCAUUCCUGUCCUAUGACAGUCUUUGAGGAGAAACUGAUGGAUCGGGUCGCAGGUAGAAGGGGUUGGUCUUGAGGAACAGCAUGAAACAAAGUAAAAGAAAGGAGAGUUCUUAAAGCAGAGAGUGAUUUAUAAGUGACAUUUGUAGCUCUCCCUCUCAAUUUUGAGCGAAAGUGAUUGUAUAGUCGAAGAGGGCGAAAAUCUCUUAACCAGUAAACAGUAGCUUUCGGCUAAUCAUCUCAGCUCAUUCAGUCAUUGGGAGGGUAUGUAUCACCACAUACUGUAAGAAAGAAUCGUUUUUUGAUAGGGUUUUUUGCAUUAUUUGAUACUAUGAUUGGUUUUCUAAUUUAAAAUGUUAUUAAAGCAUGAACAAUGCUUUUGAACAGUUUUUCUCCAUUAAAGUAGGAACAGAAGUUGUAUGACUUGACUUGCCACUGACUUGCCUCAAAAGGUAUUUUUUUCAUGUUAGAAUGCUUCAUUUUACCAUUCCUUUAACAUUAAGCACUAAUACAAUCAAGUGCACUUUCAAAUCAAGUCUCACUUCAUUAAAUACGACAUACCUAGUACCCUUUUAGUGUGUACUCUCUGUCA
This is a messenger RNA of Sinocyclocheilus rhinocerous, 2875 nucleotides long. RefSeq names its product protein NDRG4-like. The record is from RefSeq and is a predicted model, not a curated record. Bases 16 to 1533 code for a protein of 505 amino acids. The transcript is spliced from 18 exons. NCBI's taxonomy places the organism in Eukaryota, Metazoa, Chordata, Actinopteri, Cypriniformes, Cyprinidae.